This is a messenger RNA of Papaver somniferum (opium poppy), 1538 nucleotides long. Its product is annotated as floral homeotic protein AGAMOUS-like. NCBI's taxonomy places the organism in Eukaryota, Viridiplantae, Streptophyta, Magnoliopsida, Ranunculales, Papaveraceae. The coding region runs from base 518 to 1279 and encodes 253 amino acids. Gene Ontology annotation, molecular function: RNA polymerase II cis-regulatory region sequence-specific DNA binding; protein dimerization activity; DNA-binding transcription factor activity, RNA polymerase II-specific. Gene Ontology annotation, biological process: positive regulation of transcription by RNA polymerase II. Gene Ontology annotation, cellular component: nucleus. The record is from RefSeq and is a predicted model, not a curated record. The transcript has 9 exons.
UCUAAUGGCCUCUCUUUGUUACUUUCUAUCUCUCUCUCAAUAAACUCCCUCUAUCUCUGCGUGUGUGUGUGUGUGAAGUGCGAGUAAUAAGUCCCUCUCUCUGUUGUCUUACCCCCUCCUCCUUUGUUCUAAUAGCUUAUACACCAACUACUAUUUAAUAAAGAGAGAGUAAUAUAUCAUCAGACAUAGCUGCUAGCUCUUUCUACACCAUCUUAUAUAACUUCAAAAGAAUCACAAACACAAAGUUAGAUCACCACCAAUCAGUAAGGUUACUACUGUUCAUGGAUAUUGUUUUUGUUAAAACAUAACAAUUUUUAUAAAUACCCAGUUUGAUUACUACAUUCCUUUGCCUUUUUUCUUUCUUUUCCUUCUACCCGUCAAUCAAUCUUAACCUCUUUUCUCUUCACUUUCACAGAUUAUCAUCACGGAUUUCCUAAAUCAAGUAACGGAGGCCGAGGAGGUGGAGGAGGAGGAGGUAUCUCCAAACAAUUUCAAUAUCGGAAGUUGUAGUAGAAGAAUGGGAAGAGGAAAGAUUGAAAUCAAAAGGAUCGAAAACACAACAAAUCGCCAAGUUACGUUCUGUAAGCGUCGCAAUGGUCUUCUUAAGAAAGCUUAUGAAUUAUCUGUGCUCUGUGAUGCUGAAGUUGCUCUUAUUGUCUUCUCCAAUCGUGGACGCCUCUAUGAGUACGCCAACAAUAGUGUAAAGUCAACAAUUGACAGGUACAAGAAGACGUGUGCAGAUCCCUCCAGUACCAUAUGUGCUUCAGAAGCCAAUACUCAAUUUUACCAGCAAGAAGCUACGAAACUCCGUCAGCAAAUUGGGAUUUUACAGAACUCCAACAGUCUCAGGCAUCUGAUGGGAGAAGCUCUUAGUUCAAUGAGUGUUAAAGAACUCAAGCAGCUGGAAGGUAGAUUAGAGAAAGGCAUAAGCAGAAUUCGGUCAAAGAAGAAUGAGUUAUUGUUCGCCGAAAUUGAGUACAUGCAGAAGAGGGAACUUGACUUGCAGAAUGAUAACAUGUAUCUCCGAGCAAAGAUAGCAGACAAUGAAAGAGCUGGACAGCAGAUGAAUUUGAUGCCUGGAAAUGAGUAUGAUGUCAUGACUUCUUCUGCUUAUGACUCUCGGAACUUUCUCCAAGUAAAUAAUUUACUCGAAUCAGCCAAUCACCAUUACUCCCGCCAAGAGCAGACAGCACUUCAGCUUGGAGCAAAGAUAGAAGACAUCAAACCAUUGCAAUACAGUAGCUACGGUUUUGGAGGCGAGGAGGCUUAUGGAAGUUAGACUCAUGCGUGAAGAUUUGUUUUAAAGUGUGUUUUGUGUUGUCUGACAAAGAGAGGGGGCCAAAUUAACUAGACUUCAUCUUUUAAUUGAACUGGAAUUAUUCUACUUUGAUAUCCCUUAAAACAUCUGGAUUUGACUACAUUACUUAGAUAUUUUUGGUCGGUGAAGUUGCAAGUUUCAUUAUAUUCUGUUUGCAAAUGUGGGUUUCUUAGAUUUGCAGUUUGACAGAUUCCGAUGAUAUUAUUGAGUUACCAGUUAC